UACAAACACACACACACACAUAUAUAAAAACAAUUCAAAAGAACACGAGAAAACAUUAAACCACCCACGAGUGCCAGCAGCAGCAGCCAAUACCCCUCCCGUCCGAAUGACAUUAAAUAACUAGCCAGCCAAGAAUGCCGGAGGCCAAUCCGAAACGUAAUGGACCAAAUGAUGACCAUCAUCAGCAACAACAAUUGGCAACGACAGUGGCCCAUACACGUGCCCUGCACAGUGCGGACAGUAAAAUACCCAAACCCAAGUGGAACAGAUCCAAUUCCAUUGAUGUCACCUAUAUACCCCUGAAUGAACGACAAAAUGGUGAUCUAUAUUCAAAUGACGAAUGUCUAAAUGAUCAUCGGAGAUCAUCACAAAAUGAUGUUAGCAGUUUGAAGUCCUCAACGCAGAAUUGCAGUUAUUGUUGUUGUUCAUCAUCGUCCUCUUCAUCGGAGCCGAGAUCUUCCUGUUGGCAUUUGAAGCGACGCCAAAUCAUACGCCAAAGUUCACAUGCAUCAGCUAAAAAUAGAGAAGACUAUAUUGCCAGCCGUACCGAAAUAGCCCCACUAACAACACCAGCAACAACAACAACAACAACAACGUUGUCAGGCAAAAAAUCCAUCUCAUUGCCGGCCACACCAAAUCUGUCCCAGCUAAGGCGGCCCAUAUUGGCUGCAUCCAACUAUAGGUUACUGCAUGACGAACGGCUGCAACCUGGGGUGUUAGGCGACAACGACGACAACCACAUGCCGUUGACAUAUGACCAGCUGAGGGCGACAGAACACCAAAGUCCAGUAAAUUAUCCAUGUCGUUUUGUCGCUGCCGGUGGGGCUUUUUGUAACCCCUCCCCCAGAUCGUUGGCCCAUGGUGGUGGUGGUGGCAGUAGUGAUCCUCAUAAUAAUUCCAUGGUGGUGAAUCAGGCAGGAUAUUAUGACAAUGGAACAACAACAAAUCCGGCCCACAACAACAACAAUAACAACAAGGCAGCCAUGUGUGCCAACAUUGUUGUGGUGCCUACGGCGCCACCAUCCAACAAUCAAACAUCUCCGUCCAGCAACAGGUUCGAUGCAACCAAAAUGAGAGGAAAUUUCAAUACGAAAUCUCAAAAUCCACCACCACGGCCCCAUGGCGGCGGCGGCGGCAGUGGUGGAUUUCUACGCUGUGAGCAUUGCUGUGAGCGUAAAAAUGAUGGCCAAAAUGAGUUGGCUCUGAAACACACCUCAUCCUACUCGGCCAUGUACCAGCCAUCCGAUACGGAAACAGUCUCUGAAUUGUCGUCGUAUCGUUUUGUAACGGAUGAAGAUUUGGAAAUUCGGAAUUCGAAAAAUUAUUGUUCGCCUAGCCUUGACGAUGAUGCCGCCCAGCGACGAAGAGUAAGGCAAACGAAAUUGUCGCAAUCAUUGUCGUCGUCGAAUUCGGUAACGUCGCCAUCUACGUCGUGUGUGAAAAAUUAUGACAAUAGGAGUCGAGAGAAGAAUAGCGAUUACCUGACGAAUCAACAUCACGAACUUUAUACUAACCACAACAACAACAAUAAUAAUAAUAAUAAUUACAACAACAAAAAUCAAAAUUAUCGGGAAACGGAAAAACGCGAAAUCGAACGGGAAUUCGGUUGUGAAUUAAGACGAAGUGCUGACGAAGUGGAUAGUGAAACCAAUAAUUGCUGUUAUAGCAUCGAUAAAUCGCAUAGUGAUAAAGUGAUAUAUUAUCAGGCCUUUGCCGUAACCGAACCAGUGCAAAUUCCCCCAAGUUUGGUGAAAAAAGAGCAGGAAGAUCUACUCUCCUCCUCGCUGCCGCGCAACUAUGGCAGUGAUGUUGAUGGCAGUUCAUUUGCUCGCCAACUGUUUUUGAGACAAAGUUUAAGAUCCUCAAGAAAUCCCAGCGGUCCGCCACCGGUGCCACCCAAACCUCCGACGGAGGAUAGCAGCAACGAAUCGAGCUCCUCCUAUGAUCCGCAGAGGUUCUAUAAAAAACUCCAGCGUUUUGAGAAACAAAAUACGGUUAUAAAUCAGACAUUGAGUCGGGAGAAUUUGCGGGCCAAUGCCGAACGUUCCCUGACCCCGGAACGUUGUGAACUUUUGAAUUGUUUUCCGAGUUAUAGGAAUCGGGGCAGUCUCCCACGGGACAAAGAGGUGGAAUAUCAAAACUCCCACGCUCCGCCAGAGCAUUUUCACGAACCCCCCAUAAAUGGUUCACAUCUGGGGUAUCCUAACGAUCCAUUGCCUAGCUAUAAUCCACCUUACACUGUAGCCACCCCAUCAAGUCCCAAACGUACCCUAAGAUAUGAUCAUCACGGACGCUUAAAGUCCUCGUAUAUUUCACAGCUUCCCGUUGGCCAGCAGCGACGUAACUCCCUGGAAACAGGGGAACACUCUCCGAUACCCCAAAGGGCCUAUAGUUAUACACCCAUAAAGUUAACGCCCACGCUGACGCGUAAAUUUACCUAUACUCCAAAACAUACGAUAACCGCGGAACUAACCGAAGUCAAUGAAGAUGAAUAUGAAAUCAAUGAAAAAUUACAAAAGAAUCAUGAAAAUGCCACGAUCUCGAGUCUAAAGAAAUAUGAAAAUCAUUAUCCGCUCAAGCAGCACAGUGAAGUUUCAAACCCCAAACAAAGUGAAGUUCUAAACCCCCAAACAAGUGAAUAUCAAAAGCAAACAAGAGAAAAAGAUAUAACACAAGAAGAAAAUAACGAAAAUCUAAGUGAAAAUCAAAACGAAAAUCGUAGUGAAAAUACAAGUUCCCCCCACAGACCCACACCCCUUAAUAUAAACCCCAAUAUCUCUCAAUCGCCCAUUUCGCCCGGUCAAAUAUCCUACGAAAACACCACAUCACCACCAGCAUCACGUUUACUGCCACCCAAAAAGUCGCACUCAUCUCCGCUUGUCUUGCAGACACCCUCCAGUCCGGUGUGGUUAAGUUCGGAGACAAUUGCAUCCCAAACCUCUUCCUCACAACGUUGUCUGGACGAGACGCAAUCGAAUUGUAGCGAUCAAACAACCAUCUUUCAUUUUGAACCGGACAACACCUCACCCUCAUCGUCUUUGCUGUAUGGUCAGCAUCAGCAACAGGUGAAUGGUGGUGGUCACACGAACAAUUCGAGUGGUGGUAAUAAUUUCUUAAAAGGACCUCUUCUCAUAAGACGUCUACCGGCCAUACAAUCCUUUGGUUAUAUUCCAACACAUUCAUCAUCUUUGGGCAGCGCCAAUGUGCGAGAGUACAUUGAAAAGGAGAUCACCAUGGAAAAACGACGUAAUACAUUGGAUCGUUUUCAGCGUUUAGGUUUUGGCCGCAAAUCAUCGCCGAGCACAACAAACGUGUCCAACAAAAAUUCAUCAGCAACAACAACGCCAACAACAGCAGCUGAUUCGUGUGGCACUUCGAAACAACGCAAAUCAUCCGAGAAAACUGAACGGUUGCGUGAACUCACCGAAUUGUUGAGAGUGGGUGGCGAUAAGGCGGGUGGCGGCAGUGCGGGUCGCAGUUCUUCGCCCACCCCACCGCCGGUGCCGCCGCCAAGAAAACAACGUUCCUCGACACCAUCGUCGGCCUCUACAAGUUUUGAUAAGGCGGAUGCCAGUGAAAAAUCAUCACCUUCAACGUCACUUUUGUUGGCGGAAAACUCAGCCAACAACAACAACAACAAUAACGGCCACAGCAAUUGCCUUAGUGGCAGCAAUCGUUGCAGUGACAACGCCAACAACAACAACGAACCAAUUCUAUCAUUCAUGUCGACGCAUUCCGAUGAUAUAUUGCUAAUGGAUCAAGACGAGCCAAGCAAAACCUCACGACCACUGCGCCAUCUACAAAAACAAAUCUCCAUGGAAUCGGGGGUGGUGCUGGAGGAGAAGGGCAUCGAGCAAUUAAAUGUAAACAAUGCCAAAUACUCAUCACUGUCGGCCUCGGCCACACCGCUGGCCUCCCCCACCAAUCUGAAGAGCAACGCCUCGCUCUCCAAUCUGGAAGUGUUGCUAAUGAAACGUGAAUCGAAAUCUCCGCCACCAUCCGCCAGCGGCCUGCUCGAGUGUCUGUCAGAAGAUGAAUCGGCCACGGCCAAGGCAAGUAGUAAGCGCAGUGGUCUGAAGGCAGGCAAAAGCAAAGUGACGCGCACGGAUUCUGUUGGUCCCAUCAGUCCCAAGGGAAUGCCAUUUCGUUCGGCAUCAUUUUCGCAAAUCGACUAUUCGGCGGGUAAAUACAAGAAAUCGGCUCUUGCCGCGCUACGCGAUCGUUUGAGACGUGACAAGACGGUGGAUGGGACAAGUCCCUCGACGUCGUCGUCGAUAUUCAACAGCGUUGUGGACAGUUUGACGUGGCCCCGGAAGAAAUUGGAAGAGAAAUCCAACGACAAAGUGGAGGAAAAGGAAAGCCCUCCCCAGACGGCAGAGGUGGAGGCGGCGGCGGCGAAAAAGGAACCUGAUUGGAUUUAUAUCCCCUUGAAGCAGAAACCUGAUCUCAGUAUUAAUUUGUGUUAUGGUCAGGACAAGAGUUUAGAGGACGUCAUGGAAUCGCCGGAAUUGAUACCCGAAGAGGAGGUGUUCAUGGCCGAUACCAUACAUGAGCUGCCGGAGGAUAAUGACAAACUGGAAGCAGCCAGUGUCAUCACCAUCCAGGCCAGUCAUGCCAAAAUGGAGUCCCUCACCGAUACCAUACAAUCGGAUAAUGAUUAUGUCAUUGAUGAGAGCCAAGUGCCGGUGACAGUGGAGGCCAGCAAUUUGGCAGAAGCCAAAUCUGAUUGCCAGGACGCUAAUUCCACACCAAAUUCACCCACCACGGAGGCCACUCCAGGGAAUGAUGGCCUUGCUCCCAAUUUGGCCACUCUAAUGGAGGAACAAAUCCCAUUGGAAUCUCCCCCGGACAACUUCCUGCAAACAGCUACAACCUGCUUGAUACCAGUUCCCGUCUAUGAAUGUGCUGCCCAGGAAUGGGGUUUGGAAAAUCCACCCCAAGAAUGGGAGGAGGUGGCCCCUGAGGAAUUCAUAAUUCUACCCGAACCCAUUGAACCCCUGGCUACCCUGGAUCAGUGUAACAUUGAAAAACCUGAAACCAAAACCGACAGUGAGACGGUACCCACCAUUUCGGUACGGAGGUCCUCCGAUGAAAUGGACGACACGGAACUGCUAAGGAAAAAGGAAGAAUCACCCGAUAAAUCUUCCAAAUCGGAUGAAAGUGAAUGCCAGGAUUCCAAAACCGACAUGGAUGCGCUCAACGAGAAUCGUUCCUCCCUCGACAACAUACCCACACGCCAUAGUUCCGAUGAUCGGCGAAAGGCGGAUAUGUCCACCAGACGUAAGGGCAUCUACAUUGAGAACUGGCAUGAGCCCUCCGAUGCCCCGGAUGGCACAUCGCACAAAUCUCUAGCCCUCGAUAUUUCCAUAGCCAAUUUGAAUGCCAUAAAACCCGACUCCUCCGAGGAUGAUAUGAUGUACAUCAAUAGUCCCAUUACGGACGAUAACAAGACUCCAGCUUCGCUGUAUUCCUUUGAUUUGAAUACCCCCGACUCAGAGUAUCGCCAUUCACCGGUGUGGUCCAAAAAUCCCAUGAUGUCCAGUUUUAGUUGUCAAUCUUCGGAAGAGAAAGAUGAUCCGCCAUUGGCCUCGCCACCCGUCUCUUUGAGUACUUCACACAUUAGCCUUCCCAGGCAACAUAAAAGUUUUCCAUUUUUGCGUACCGAUUCUGUGUCGGAUAAUGAAAGUGAUCGUACACCACCUCCCCGAGAUCGUAAUAGUCCCGUUUCUGGGGAUCAUGAUUUUAAGCGGUUCUCGAAGCGUCCCUUGCGCGGUCCCUAUGGACAAAUGCUCGAAGCGGAAAUGAAGAAACCACAGAAAAAGCAUUUCGAAGAAAUUCUCGAGGAGCUGAGAGAGGAUAAUGGUUCCUUACAACCAAGGCGCCAGCGUUCUACAAACGAUGACGCAGGUGGCAGUCGUGGCAGUCACAAUGUACUGCCCCACUAUUCCAGUUCGAUGCGUGUGCGUAAAAUAGGCACUGGCAACAAUCACAACAACAACAACAACGGCACCAGUCUACCAGUGCCCCAGCAUACGCGUGCCGCCUCAACACCAUCACAAAUCGAAAACAUCAGUGGCAGUCGAGGCAGUGCCAGUGGCAGUAAAUCUGACGCCUUGGAUAAUGAUCUACGUCUAAUUAAGCCGCUCGAAAAGAAAUAUCAAUCGACAUUGGAUACGACCAGUAUAGGUCGUGACGAUAUGUUGUUGACAACAACAACAACGGCGGCAAUGGUCAAAGGUGAUGCCAAAUCGGCGGCAACCACCUCACCGACCUCCAAAUCCAAGACAUCCCUGCUGCAACGUGAGCAGAAGCGAGCAGCUUCCGAAAGUCCCACGAAAACCAGUCACAGCAAACGCAGUCAAUCGAUGAGUAGUGGAGAGAAACCCUCGAACCACUUACAACAUGUCCAUCAGCAGAAACGUAGUCUGGAUGUGACAAGUACGAGCAAACAACACAAGGCUGGAGCUGGAGGUGGUGGUGCAACAUCCACGGCGACAUCAACAUCAACACCAACAACAGCUGCUGCUGCUGCCUCCGGUGGCAAUGCAACCCAAAUUCUGCCCACACAAGAGCUGCUGGCCCAGCUGUUAAAGGGUUCCAGCGAAAAGCUACUGUCCGAACAGCGACAACAAAUGUUUGCGGACACCCGCACACACAUUGUCCACGAAAUCUUUCGCAAUGAACAAUCCUAUGUUGAAUCCCUGCAAACCAUGGUCAAUCGUUAUCUCAAGGCAUUGAAAUCGCCCGAGCAUGCCGGUGUCAUAGAGGCCCGCACAGUGGAUGAAAUCUUCUUUAUGGUUCCCGACAUCCUUGAGAUCCAUGAGAAAUUCUUGGCCGAACUGCGUAACCGUUUGGACAAUUGGGAUGCCCAACAAAAAGUGGGAGAUGCUUUUAUGGAAACGUUUUCCAAACUAGAAGUCCUUGAGGUCUACACUUCGUUUGUGAACAAUUGUAGUCGUGCCAAAAAUGCCAUUCGCACAACAAAACAUCAACGACCUGCAUUUGCCAAAUUCCUGGAGACAACGGCCCGCGAACACAAGGGCAAGCUGACCCUGGACUACUUGCUAAUCAAACCGGUGCAGAAGUUUCCAAACUACGAACUACUCUUCCAAAGACUUAUCAAACACACCGAUCACGAUCAUCCCGACCACAAACACCUGCAGGAUGUCCUCAAGCUGGUGCACGACAUCCUUGUGCAUAUCAAUUGCAAAGAGCGUGAAAUUCUCGAAAAUGGUCAGCGUGAGGCAACGCUGCGUGAACUGGAGGGUGUUAUUGAAGGCAUAACCGAUCUCAUUGCACCGGAUCGACAAUUUUUACUUUUCGAUUUGGUCACCAUGCCUUCGGGGCAGGGGGCACGCAAGGAGCGGGGUUUCUUUUUGUUCAACGAUUUGCUGGUAUUGACGAGCAUCAAAAAACGAAGUGGCACCAUACGAAAACCGAAUACAACAACAUGUCCGGGCACAGUGGCCUCCACGCUGGAUACCAAUAAAUAUAAAUUUUUAACCAAGAUCUCGUUGGAUUGCUUGGAAAUUGUUAAGACAAAAGAUGAAAACAUCAAACGCAUUAUGACUGAAAUCGAAAAUCUCGCAGAAGACUGCAACAAACUACAACAGAUCAGUGAAAUAACAUCCUCUCUCAAAAUGCCGCAUCAGUAUUUGGAAGAUGUCAUCCGAGAAUUGUUGCGCGAUGCCCAGCGCCAAUUGUCCGAGAGACAGACAAAUGAUGCUCAACUGAAUAUGCUCGAAUUAGCGGUUAAUUCGCCAAAUGGUACUCAAAAGUUAUCCAUAGUCUUUAGUAAGUCUGAAAAGAGAACACAAUGGGAGGAGACAUUUAAUGAAGCCAAACAAAAAUUAGCCGCCACUUUGGAACGUCAUCCCAUACCCGAGUUCUUAACCUCAAUACCGAUACGCAAAACCAGAGCCGGUCUACAAUUCACCUGUGCCGCUGCAACGCUAAGUGAGAAACGUGACGUUUGGGUGUGCAACAGUGAUGGUUAUGUGGGACAAGUGUGCAUUAUGUCAUUGCACCCCGAACCGAAUGUGACCAGCUGUAAUGGUGUUUGUAAUGCUCGCAUUUUGUGUGUUGCCUCUGUACCUGCUUAUAGUCCUCAUAGUUCUUCCAUUAAAUCCACAUCUUCCUCGAAUGAUGAACAGUCUGUGUCAUCGUCCACAACAAGCUCAACACUGAAACAGCAGCAUCAGCAACAGCACCACCACCAUCAUCACCAGCAGCAGCAACAACAACAGCAACGCUCUUCCUUACCUCCGCUAAGUUAUACUCAACAGUUGUUAGACUAUCGUAAGAGCAUUUCUCCCAACUAUUCCAACCCCUCGUCGCUGAUUGGUACACCGGAAAAGAAACGUGACAAAUCACAAUCGAAUAGUUUGGCUGGUGGCGGCAGCAGCAGUUCGGUGGCUGCUUCAACGGCCAGCGGAGGUGGUGCCGGGGCUAAUAAUAGUGAUAUUCAAUUAGAUUUAAAUUUAAGUUCCAGCGAUGAAGAGGCUGAGGCGGCAAAUGCUGCGGCGGCCGCUUCCAGUGGUGUGAAUUCCUCGUCAGGGGGAGUGGGCAAUAGCCACGGUAGUGGCAUAUGCGAGCGAGUGCCAAGUCCGGCACCAUCAACUCAUACAACGGGUUCAACGUCGACAGCAUCGACGGCCAUUGUGGGUAGUAGCAGUACAUUAUAUCAUGGACAUCAGGACUCCAACCCCGACGAAAGUGAUGGCAAUCAAUCGACCAUGUGGAUCGGCACCGAAGAUGGCUGCAUACAUGUCUACAAUAGCACCGAUAACAUACGCAUCAAAAAGAAUCGCAUCAAGAUUGAACAUCAUGCUGCGGUCUACUCAAUUUUGUACCUGGACAAUCGUGUAUUUGUGGCCUUGGCUAAUGGCGAUAUAUGCGUUUAUUUACGUGAUGGAGCUGUCUGGAAUACCACAUCAUCACAUUGUUUAUCCAUUGGAACUGUGACCAGUCCGGUGACGAAGCUACUCAAUGUCCAUGGCCGAUUGUGGUGUUCGAUACAGGGCAUCAUCAAAGUAUUGGACAUUGAAACGUUGGCGGUGGUCAAUCAAAUCCAAAUCUCAUCGGACUCAAAGCCCAUAACAAAUAUGUGUGUAUCCAGUAAUUAUGUCUGGAUUUCAAUACAGAAUUCAGCGCACAUCAAAUGUUUCCAUUCCAAUACACAUCAACUCAUCACCGAAGUUAAUUUGGCUCAGGCUGUGAAUAAAAUGCUCUCGAACUGUGACGAAAUUAUACGCCAACACAAGGCUGCCUGUCUGCGUGUUACAUCGCUUCUCUCAUGUCGCGAUCUUAUUUGGAUUGGUACCAGUGCUGGGGUGCUGCUGACAAUACCCUCACAAGGCUAUGAAAAGGGUGCACCAAAUGUGGUGCCCACAGGCAUACCUCAUGGCCAUACGGGUCAUGUGCGGUUCCUUACCUACGUUGAGACAACUGGAGCCACAGGCAGUGCGUCGAGCGGGGAAAGUGGCAAGGAUCAUGAAACAAAUGCCGGUUCAAAAUCACCCAAACCCAAAGGAGAAAGUGCCGCGAAUUCUGCCACCAGUACACCCGGUAAUAUACUCAUCAUUUCUGGCGGUGAUGGUUAUGAAGAUUUCCGUAACUCUGGCGCUAAUUCGCUCAGCGAAAUUGCCGGACGCGAAGACAGCACGAAUCAUCUGCUUAUAUGGCAAAUUUGAGCCCGAAGGCGUAAAAAUCGCUGGCGCGUACUACUCAAACGUUGGAAGAAUAAUAAUUAGCAUCAGCUAAAUAUGAUUUUAGGUAAAAAGUUUCGAACGUUUUAGCCGCUGUGUAUGGGUGUGGGUAGCGUAGCUGUUACGCCGUAAAAAAUGGAAUGAAAAGAGAAAACAAAACUAUUGGGGAAAAUGGAAGGCUAGAGGAAAAGGGAAAUGAGAUAGGGAGAGAAAGUGAAAAUGAGAGUUGGCUAUUGUGGGGUGUAUCAAAUGACAGCCCAGCCAUCUGCAGGUUUCUUUCUUUCCCACAUCCAUUGUCUAACAAAAGAAAUUAACAAAACUGAAAUACUGUCUUAUACUGAUGUGCCAAAUGAACACAAAACUAAAUUUGUGGUAUUGCUUCAGUUGCGAAUGAUUCUGAUUUUGUUUGUUUUCAAUCGCCUUUUUGGUUUGCAAAUUUGUCUUUAAGCUGGGGUUUUAGAAGGCAUUUUGAAUAAAUUUUUUUCUUGAUACUGGGGAAGAACAAGUCAAGUUUGAGGGGUGAGAUAUUUAUAUUUGUGGCAAAAAAAAAUAUUUUGAAAUGAACAAUUUUUAAUCACUUAUAUCGAAAUCCUUUAAGGAUAUUUUUUGAUGAAAUAUUUUUAGAUACAUAUAUUUUUUUAAUACGACAUCGCCUUCCGACACAUUUUCGGUAUUUUGAUAUUUAUUUGCAAAAUUCAAUGGAAAAGUUUUACUUAUUUCUCGAUUCUCCUUGUUUCGGUUAUAAUUUUGAAUGUGUUAUGAAUAACUUUUCGAAAAACAUGGGGAAAUAUUAAAGCGAUUUUAGGAAAUAUUGUUUUUGUAGCAUUAAAUAUAGAUUUAAACAUAUAUAGCAGACAAUCCAUGAAAGGCCCCUAUAGGCGAUCUAAGGAAUGGUUUAUUAGCAACCCGAAAAAAUUAAUUGACAUGGUUGGAAGAUCAUGUUUUUAAGGUAUUUGUAGGCAGAUUUUUUCUAGCAUAUAGCCGCUGAUAUAAGAUUUAAGGUAAACCGCUGAGAGAUUUUCCGGUCAAAACGAGAGGAAAUUCUUACGAGUCUUCAUAGAAAAUCUAAAACAAUUAAAAAACGAGAAAUAAUAUAGAGUCUUAAAAGACGGGCCUUAAAUUAUUUAUUUUAGAACCCUAGGGAUUUUUGACAAGCGUACCAUUUUUGGCGAACUGAAGAACAUAUUAUUAGGCAAGUUAUAUAUAGCCUUUUUAGAGCAUUUCGACAGACUUAGAUAACGAAUUUUUAUUAUUAAAAUUGUAAUCUUAAUAGACGAGAUAUGAAGCGCUCUGUGAACUUUCGUGCCACGAAGUUUUUAAAUUUGAGUCCUUUAAAAUGAGUUGUGAAGUCGGGAGCUUCUAUGGUAGAGACCCGGUGGACUCGUGUGUUAAGUGGUCGUUACAGCAGCUAAUUUUACCUGAAGUUCAUCACUUUGAGGAUAUAAAGGCCUCCACAAGAAUUUUCUUAGAAUUUCCGACCAAGGCGAAAAAUAUAUCAGAAUUGAUAGACAUUAAAACCUCCGAUGAGAAAAAAAAAAUGGUGGCUUUUGAAGGGAUCUGAGAGAGUCGGCUAAAUGAAUAAAAUGCGACGGACCAAAUCAAAUUAUUUAGAGGAGGUCUAAAACUAGACAAUAAAAAGGAACUUUUUGCAGGUCCCAAGGCAAGACCUGAGAGACAAUCCAAGCGAUUGCCAAAAGAGACCUGAAAGGGUUUUUUUUUUAAUGAAAAUGGUAGUCAGUCGAAAUAAUUAUGUAAAUAGGCAAACCCAAUACAACCUGUCUGUAUAAUUCACCUAAAAGUACAAAAAAAUCGUAAAGGAGAUCUAAAAUAAGGCCUUCAAAAGGGAAUUAUUUGCAGUUCGUAAAAGUGGGUUUUAUAGACCAUUCAAAGGAUUAAUAAGAGAGUUGACAUGAGGUAACUGCAACUGGAUCUGUAAAUUUACCUAAAAGUAGC
Musca domestica (house fly) is the source of this 11660-nucleotide messenger RNA. RefSeq names its product rho guanine nucleotide exchange factor 17. Gene Ontology annotation, molecular function: guanyl-nucleotide exchange factor activity; protein binding. The record is from RefSeq and is a predicted model, not a curated record. The transcript is spliced from 16 exons. Lineage: Eukaryota; Metazoa; Arthropoda; Insecta; Diptera; Muscidae. Bases 135 to 9692 code for a protein of 3185 amino acids. Gene Ontology annotation, biological process: actin cytoskeleton organization.